CUUUAGUGAGAAAUGAAUGCCAAAUCUGAGUGGGUAUUAUCUUUGGGGAGCUCAAAUAUAUGCCUGGAGCUUCCUAUUAGUUUUACUUGUCUUGGUGGGUGGGCGCUGCCCAAUAUGUUGCACGCUUUACACAAGAAAAGCAAGGUUUGAAGGGAGAUUGCUGCUAUCAGGACAGACAAGAGACUGGAUUUAGCCACGUGGACAAGUCUGUUUGUCAUCCCCCACUUCACCCUAUUCAGCCUUUUGUCUUUCCGAGUUCUAUCCAGUAGGUAUUGCGGGAGGAUUUUUCUAUGUUGUACUACUAAAAUUGAAGCAGUGUCACCAGGGGAGUCUUUAAUUGUGUCACUCAGGCAGAGAAAUAUAAGUUUAUAUGUGUGUGGGGUUGGGUGAUGUGAAUGUUAAAUGGUGAGGUGGGUGGUGCAAUCACCAAAGCAUCGGCUCUGGUUUUCAGACCCGUCCUUGUCUUAAUCCUUGCUUGUCACAGGUAGAUUUAUCCUGUCAAUAUUGGUGAUUUCUACUCUGAGAAUCAGUACCGAAAUGGUCCAUCGGGAACCCUCUAAUAAUGGGAAGGGAGAAUGCUCCUUGCAGAUCAUUGUACGCCCUCGUUUCAGCCAUUCCAGCACCAUGGCCUUCACAUGAUCUUGCGCCUCAUUUUGUUGUAGAGCGGCUAUACAUAGGUACUUGCAACUAUUGCUUUGUUGAAAGAAAGCCCUAGCCGAAGAGCAACUAGCGCUGGUGGUUUGCAGCCAUGAUGGGGAACUUGGAUUGGGGAGGGACCUGCUUUGCAAGGUAUAAGCAUGGACAUGGCCACGUCCCAACUGCUUUUAUCUCCAAGACUGAUGAGAUAAUGUCCAAGUAUAGACCGAUUGCUCCCAGACCCACUCCUGUGACUUCAAACGCUUGUGAGUCUAAUUCUAAUUGUAAGCCCAAUUCCGAUUCCGCUCUGGGAUCUCGCUCAAAAUUCACCACUCGCAAGGGAAAAAGAAAUCAUUAUACUGAAAGUGGUGUUGCUCGCCCCAAUAGAACUCGAAGAAAGGGGUCCUCAUAUUCUAAGACCCCUUCACCCAGAGGCACAAAAAGACUGAAGGUUGGCCCUAACAAACGCAGUGACUUGGCAGGCUCUGAGAGAAGCACACAUAUUGUUGGGUUUACCGUUCAACCAAGUUCAAUAGCUGCUGAUAGGCCUACAAAGAUUGUGCACCCUUUUGAUGGGGCUUCGAGUGUAGAGAAAUUGAAUGCCGAGGACUUAGGGUGUAUGGAAAAAGCAGCAGCCAUUGCUCCUACAGAAGGAAGCAGCAUGCCAUAUAAAAAGACUACUAGACUGGGAGGCCUGACCAUAAUAGAGGUGAUGAAUUCAAUUGGCGGUGUGGGUGCAGAAAAUCCUGCAAAAAGCAUGGAAGCUGUGCCUGAGCAAACAACGGAAGAUACUCAAUGUGGUUGUGGGUCACCUGAACUCUUGGUUUUUCCUGUUGUUAGUAACAGCCAACGACAGGAGGAAGAGGAGAAGAAUGAAAAAAAACUGGUUACUCUUCCAUUUCUUCCAGAGACACCAUCAUUGCAUAAAAGCCCGGCCUUGGGCUCUUCUGAAUCUAAUUCUCCUUCCACUGAUCCCAAAUCUGACAUGCCUGACGCAUCGUCUGAUAAAAGGGAGAUUCAGCUGAGACUUUUUGGCAUAAAUUUUAUCCAGAAAAGGGAUGGUCCAUGCCAAACUAGUAAGGAUGAGAGCCCAAAACCUACAACCUUUGUGCCAAGUGUUGACUCUGCCCUCCUUGACCAGAUGUAUUCCGUGUCUGUUGAUCCGUUCAUUUUGUUGCUGGAUAGUGAUCGUAAAGAUGUUUUAUGGUUCAAUCCGGCAUAUGUUAGGAUGGUAAAAGCUAUUGAGGAGAGAAACAGCAAUGGAUAUCAGCCACUUAUCAUGACCCCCACACCUCUUGCCUGUUACAUUUUUAAGGAAGCCUCUCAGGGCGCGGUCAACCUCAAGGCCAUCUUGUGGGGUUUUGUGAACAAAUUUAACAUUCCUGAAACUGCUAGCGGGUCCAAUAAUGAGACUUCAAUCAAUAGAGAGCAUACUUUGAUGUCACAAGCAAGCUCUUCAAGUGCUCAUUUUAUGCAGAGAUCCCCAAAUGAUGCAAUGUCAGGGAUGCCACCAACCAGGGAGAGUUUAAGUCCAGUUGAAAAUGUCGUCGUUAUGCCACAGGCAAAUAGACCAGUGGGUUCCAUUAUUAACAUUGAAUACAUCAAAGAAGCCAAUCAGCAUAUCUCUCCUCUCUGUAAAACUAUGGAUGAGAUUCACGAGCAGAUAGAAAGAGAGACUUUUCCAGCACUUAUAUCCGACUCUACAAAUAAGGUGAAAUGGACCAAUUCUGCAUACAAGAAGAUGGUGGGUCAACCAGAGUGUUCAUGGCUUAAAUCAACAGGAGGCUUGUCCAAUGAUAAGUUUGAUGUACCUUCAAAUUCAUGGAUCAAUGGAGAAGUUGUACUGAAUGACAAGAUACCCCUUCCAGUAAGUGCAUUGAAAUGCUGUGCCAGAAUUCAGUGGACCAACAUCAAGGGCAAGAAGAGUUCGCUGAGGGCUCCUUGCGAGGUCUAUAACUAUAUUUCAGAUUUAUCAAAAUUUACGAGUCUAAAUAGGCCAUUACCAAUCCAUCAAGCUGGAUACAGUGAUUGAGAUGGGGUGUUGCUGUGCGAGCCCUGACAAGUUGAGAGUAAACUAAAGUCAUAGGUCCAUGUGUUUGUCACACACAAAAAUGAUUCAUUCCUCACAAACCUUGUUUAAAUUGUACGCGUGACAAUUAUGAUGAUAAUGAUAACAGUGGUAGGUAAAAUGGUAACUUUAAUCUUUCCAACGUAAUUUCUUAAACUGAUUAUGAUAACAAUGAUUGUUAAUACAGGAGCUUUAGAACUUCCCAACAUAUGUUUUUGAAGCUGAAAUGUUUGUAAAAUUUGGGUUAUACUGUCUAA
Molecule: messenger RNA, 2961 nt
Organism: Cryptomeria japonica (Japanese cedar)
Lineage: Eukaryota; Viridiplantae; Streptophyta; Pinopsida; Cupressales; Cupressaceae
Exons: 2
Coding region: 749-2668 (639 amino acids)
Source: RefSeq, a predicted model, not a curated record